CACGGAGACAUAAAUCUACCCGUGAGUUCCGAUCUCACAUAAUUUGCUUCCCAGCGUCCCCGCUCUCCUGUCCUGUCUAUUGAAGCACAUGGCCGCGGCGGCGUGGUCCGGCACCGCCUGCGCCUCCUUCCCCAACUCCCUGCUGCUCUCGCGCUCCCUUCCCUACGCAGCCUCCUCGCUGGCGCCUUCUUCAGGGAGCUUCAUGCAGCGGCGACUUCUCCAAGGCGUCGGCACCCCUGCCAUGGCGGCGCUGGCGCCGCCGGCGGUGCUACAGGAUGUAGCGGCCACGCUGUUCGUCACCGCCGGCGCCUACUCUCUUGUGCGCACCUUCGAUGUGCUCACCGAGCGGCGGCUCGUCGAACAGAGUUUGAGCAGGAAGAUUGUUCAUGUGCUAUCCGGCGUUCUGUUCAUGUCAUCCUGGCCACUGUUCAGUAAUUCGACAGAAGCACGGUACUUCGCGGCGGUUGUUCCAUUCUUGAACUCCAUAAGGCUUCUGACAUACGGACUCCGUCUCUACACCGAUGAAGCUUUAGUAAAAUCUGUGACCCGUGAAGGAAAACCAGAGGAAUUGCUGAGAGGUCCUCUCUAUUAUGUCCUGGUUCUGCUGUUCAGUGUUUUAGUCUUCUGGCGCGAGUCCCCCAUUGGGAUUGUUUCCUUGUCGAUGAUGAGUGGUAGCGAUGGUUUUGCUGACAUUAUCGGUAGAAGGUAUGGCUCACUGAAGUUGCCAUUCAAUAAGAAGAAGAGCUGGAUCGGGAGCAUCUCUAUGUUCAUUUUCGGUUUCCUGCUAUCAGCUAUAAUGCUCUUCUACUUCUCAAACCUUGGUUACGUUCAUGUUAGCUGGGAGGAGGCACUUGGUAAGCUGGUCCUUGUUGCAUUGGCAGCCACCGUAGUGGAGUGCAUUCCUGUCACAGAUGUUGUAGAUGACAAUAUCUCUGUUCCUUCGGCCACCAUGUUGGUAGCUUUUCUGCUGUUUGGCUCCGGCGCACAAUGACUAAAUACUAGUAGUAUUAAGUAGAUGCUUUGAGUUCCCCCUGGAAUCUCUCCUA
Phragmites australis (common reed) is the source of this 1046-nucleotide messenger RNA. Its product is annotated as probable phytol kinase, chloroplastic. Gene Ontology annotation, biological process: vitamin E biosynthetic process. Gene Ontology annotation, cellular component: chloroplast. Bases 89 to 991 code for a protein of 300 amino acids. The record is from RefSeq and is a predicted model, not a curated record. Lineage: Eukaryota; Viridiplantae; Streptophyta; Magnoliopsida; Poales; Poaceae. Gene Ontology annotation, molecular function: phytol kinase activity. The transcript is spliced from 6 exons.